This is a messenger RNA of Callithrix jacchus (white-tufted-ear marmoset), 6734 nucleotides long. RefSeq names its product VPS8 subunit of CORVET complex (gene VPS8). Gene Ontology annotation, cellular component: HOPS complex; late endosome; early endosome. NCBI's taxonomy places the organism in Eukaryota, Metazoa, Chordata, Mammalia, Primates, Cebidae. Gene Ontology annotation, biological process: endosomal vesicle fusion; protein targeting to vacuole. The record is from RefSeq and is a predicted model, not a curated record. Gene Ontology annotation, molecular function: protein binding.
GAGUGAAGGCGGGGGGCGCGAUCACGUGGGCCGGCGGUCCUGGGCCGGAAUGGCUGCAAGCUCAGUUCCAGAAGGACCUUGAUUGCCCGUUGGACAUAGAAUGUGAUGUGCCUACUCUUCCCCGCUCCCCUGGCUAAGCAGAUAGGGUGCUUGAUUGGCAGCACCACCAAAAUCACGUGGUUGGAAAGGAGGGGAAGCAGUUGCCCUCCAGGAAAAACGAGAUCAUCAUUCAGGUCUUUCUGAGCUAAGGCCAAACAAACAAAAAACGCUUGCUUGGAUGAACUGAGUGCUGUUGUUAAAAGUAAAUAUGGAAAGUGAACCAGACCACGAAACUGUGGACCAGAGCCUCUAUGCCAAGACGGCCGAAGAAGAGCUGAAUAAGUCUUUCAGUCUAGAAGCUUCACUUUCAAAAUUCUCUUACAUAGAUUUGGACAAGGAACUGGAGUUCAAAAACGAUCUGAUUGAUGACAAGGAGUUUGAUAUUCCUCAAGUUGACACGCCUCCAACACUGGAAAGCAUACUAAAUGAGACUGAUGACGAAGAUGAGUCUUUUAUUCUUGAGGACCCUACAUUGUUAAACAUUGACACUGUUGAUUCUCACUCCUAUGAUACAUCAUCUGUGGCAAGCUCAGAUAGUGGUGACAGGACCAACUUAAAAAGGAAGAAGAAAUUACUUGAUUCUUUUUCACUCCAUGGAUCAGUUAUGCGACAUUCACUUUUGAAGGGAAUUUCUGCCCAGAUAGUGUCUGCAGCUGACAAAGUAGAUGCUGGCUUGCCUACAGCAAUUGCAGUGUCCAGUCUGAUAGCAGUGGGUACAUCUCAUGGAUUGGCUUUAAUAUUUGAUCAGAAUCAAGCUUUGCGACUCUGUCUGGGUAGCACUAGUGUUGGAGGUCAGUAUGGCGCCAUCUCUGCCCUCAGUAUCAACAAUGAUUGCUCAAGACUUCUCUGUGGCUUUGCUAAAGGACAGGUCACCAUGUGGGAUUUGGCCAGUGGAAAACUUCUAAGAUCAAUAACAGAUGCUCAUCCUCCAGGAACAGCAAUAUUGCAUAUCAAGUUUACAGAUGAUCCAACUCUCGCAAUUUGCAAUGACAGCGGAGGCUCUGUUUUUGAAUUGACAUUUAAGAGAGUGAUGGGAGUGAGAACAUGUGAAUCUAGGUGUCUCUUCAGUGGUUCUAAGGGUGAAGUCUGCUGUAUUGAGCCUCUGCAUUCUAAGCCUGAGUUGAAAGAUCAUCCCAUCACACAGUUUUCAUUAUUGGCCAUGGCAUCCUUAACAAAAAUACUGGUCAUUGGAUUGAAACCAUCCUUGAAAGUGUGGAUGACUUUUCCCUAUGGCCGGAUGGACCCUUCCAGUGUGCCAUUGCUGGCCUGGCACUUUGUAGCAGUACAUAAUUAUGUGAAUCCAAUGCUCGCCUUCUGCAGAGGAGAUGUUGUUCAUUUUCUGUUGGUAAAGAGAGAUGAAUCUGGAGCAAUACAUGUUACUAAGCAAAAGCAUCUUCACCUAUACUAUGACCUCAUCAACUUUACUUGGAUAAAUUCCCGCACAGUUGUGCUCUUAGACAGUGUAGAGAAGUUGCAUGUGAUUGAUCGGCAAACACAAGAGGAGCUGGAGACGGUGGAGAUCUCAGAAGUUCAGCUGGUCUACAACAGUAGCCAUUUCAAAUCACUGGCCACUGGAGGAAAUGUUAGCCAGGCACUGGCUUUGGUUGGAGAGAAGGCUUGUUAUCAAUCCAUCAGUAGCUAUGGUGGUCAGAUCUUUUAUUUGGGGACAAAAUCUGUUUAUGUGAUGAUGCUGAGGAGCUGGAGAGAGAGAGUGGAUCAUCUCCUGAAACAAGAUUGUCUUACAGAAGCCUUGGCCCUUGCAUGGUCUUUCCAUGAAGGAAAAGCAAAAGCAGUUGUGGGAUUAUCAGGGGAUGUCAGCAAGCGAAAGGUUAUUGUUGCAGACCGGAUGGUAGAAAUCCUAUUCCAUUAUGCAGAUCGAGCUCUGAAAAAGUGCCCAGACCAAGGAAAAAUCCAAGUGAUGGAGCAGCAUUUUCAGGAUAUGGUGCCUGUCAUAGUUGAUUAUUGCCUUCUGCUACAGCGAAAGGAUCUUUUAUUUAGUCAAAUGUAUGAUAAAUUAAGUGAGAAUUCAGUGGCCAAAGGAGUAUUUUUGGAGUGCCUUGAGCCAUAUAUUUUAAGUGACAAAUUGGUGGGAAUCACGCCCCAAGUAAUGAAAGACUUGAUUGUUCAUUUCCAAGAUAAAAAAUUAAUGGAGAAUGUGGAAGCUCUCAUUGUGCAUAUGGAUAUCACCAGCCUAGAUAUUCAGCAGGUAGUUCUCAUGUGUUGGGAAAAUCGUUUAUACGAUGCUAUGAUCUAUGUCUACAACAGAGGCAUGAAUGAGUUUAUUAGUCCAAUGGAGAAACUUUUCAGAGUCAUUGCUCCACCUCUGAAUGCAGGAAAAACGCUAACAGAUGAACAAGUUGUUAUGGGCAAUAAGCUUCUUGUAUAUAUUAGCUGUUGUCUGGCAGGUCGUGCCUAUCCCCUUGGUGACAUCCCUGAAGAUCUUGUUCCCUUGGUUAAAAACCAGGUUUUUGAAUUUCUAAUUCGCCUGCAUUCAGCAGAGGCUUCUCCUGAGGAAGAAAUCUAUCCUUAUAUUCGGACUUUGCUACAUUUUGACACAAGAGAAUUUCUAAAUGUAUUGGCACUGACUUUCGAAGAUUUUAAAAAUGACAAGCAAGCUGUGGAGUAUCAACAGCGAAUUGUGGAUAUUUUGUUGAAAGUUAUGGUGGAGAAUUCAGACUUCACCCCCUCACAAGUAGGAUGUCUCUUUACCUUCCUUGCUCGGCAGCUUGCAAAGCCUGACAACACCUUGUUUGUAAACAGAACACUUUUUGAUCAGGUCCUUGAAUUCCUUUGUAGUCCUGACGAUGAUUCCCGACAUUCUGAAAGACAGCAGGUCCUUUUAGAAUUGCUGCAGGCUGGAGGCAUAGUUCAGUUUGAAGAGAGUCGACUCAUCCGUAUGGCAGAAAAAGCUGAGUUCUAUCAGAUUUGUGAAUUUAUGUAUGAACGAGAACACCAAUAUGACAAAAUUAUUGAUUGCUACUUACAUGACCCUCUGAGAGAGGAGGAAGUCUUCAAUUACAUUCACAAUAUCUUAUCCAUUCCUGGACAUAGUGCCGAGGAGAAGCAGUCUGUGUGGCAGAAAGCAAUGGAUCAUAUUGAGGAACUGGUGGCCCUGAAGCCUUGUAAAGCUGCGGAACUGGUUGCUACCCACUUUUCUGGACAUAUUGAAACGGUCAUUGAAAAACUUCAGAACCAGGUUUUGCUUUUCAAAUUUUUGAGGAGUCUUCUUGACCCAAGGGAAGGUGUUCAUAUAAAUCAAGAAUUGCUGCCCGUAUCUCCCUGCAUCACAGAGCAGUUCAUCGAGCUGUUGUGUCAGUUCAACCCAAACCAAGUUAUAGAGACUCUGCGAGUGCUUGAGUGCUACCGUCUGGAAGAAACUAUUCAGAUUACUCAGAAGUAUCAGCUUCAUGAAGUCACUGCGUAUCUAUUGGAAAAGAAAGGAGAUACUCAUGGUGCCUUCUUAAUAAUGUUAGAGAGACUACAAAGCAAACUUCAGGAGAUAACACAUCAAGGUGAAAAUACCAAAGAGGAUUCCUCCUUGAAGGAUGUUGAAGAUACUAUGGUAGAGACCAUUGCCCUUUGCCAGAGAAAUUCCCAUAAUUUGAACCAGCAGCAACGUGAGGCACUUUGGUUUCCAUUAUUGGAGGCAAUGAUGGCCCCUCAGAAGCUGCCCAGUUCAGCUGUCCCUCAUCUACACUCUGAAGCUCUGAAAUCUUUAACCAUGCAAGUUUUAAACAGCAUGGCAGCCUUCAUUGCCUUGCCAUCAAUCUUGCAAAGAAUCUUACAGGAUCCAGUUUAUGGGAAAGGAAAACUUGGAGAAAUCCAGGGACUUAUUCUGGGAAUGCUGGACACCUUUAACUAUGAACAAACCCUGCUGGAAACAACAACUAGCCUUCUCAACCAGGAUCUCCAUUGGUCAUUAUGCAACCUGAGAGCUUCGGUCACCAGAGGCCUGAACCCCAAACAAGAUUACUGCUCUAUCUGUUUGCAGCAGUACAAGAGACGCCAAGAAAUGGCUGAUGAAAUUAUUGUCUUUAGCUGUGGCCAUCUGUAUCACUCAUUCUGCCUACAAAGCAAAGAAUGCACCAUGGAAAUUGAGGGCCAGACAAGAUGGACGUGCUACAAAUGCAGCUCAAGUAACAAAGUAGGAAAACUCAGUGAAAAUGCAUCUGAAAUUAAAAAGGGCAGGAUAACCCCCUCACAGGUAAAAAUGUCUCCAUCAUAUCAUCAGUCCAAAGGGGAUCUCACUGGUAAAAAGGCAACCUCAGAACCUGUUCUGGAUCCACAGCAAAUCCAAGCAUUUGAUCAGCUUUGCCGCCUCUACCGAGGAAGCUCCAGGCUGGCUCUCCUCACAGAACUCUCCCAGAAUCGCAGCAGCGAGAGCUAUAGGCCAUUCAGUGGCUCCCAGGGCGGUCCUGCUUUCAACAGCAUCUUCCAGAACGAGAACUUCCAGCUGCAGCUCAUUCCCCCGCCUGUGACUGAGGACUGAUGACUCCGUGGAGCCUGGCCCGGGAGAACCAGAGGUCCCGAAGCAGCUGGGGAGAGGCCCCGCCUCUGGUGGGCUUGGCCUCCACUGCCUCCCACACUUCUGAGAAGAGGUUCCACAUUGGGCUUCCUUGCCCAGGGCGUCCACACCACCAUUCCCAGUGUAGACUCCCUGCCUUCACACCGUUGUCAUGCGCCAGCUCACCUGACUGGUUGGGUUUUUUUUGCUUGUUAAGCAAAGGAACGUCAGUACCUCUGUCCAGCUUUUUAGGAAGUACAUUUUGCCUACUGAGACUUUUUCCCUUUUCCCCUGAAGCCUGCAAAGUGGGUGGAACUCACACUAAUGGCAUUCCAGAGUCUGCCGUACGCCGCCUCCCACAGCUGGCGGGUGAUACAGAGGAACUUCACCUUCUGCAGAAAACAGUGGUUGGCCAGGCUGCAACAGAACCGAAUUAGGCCUUGGAGCAGAGACACGGAGGGGCCAGGGCCAUCUCCCUUUUAAUGUGUUCACGCGAAAACUUAUUUGAGUGUAAGACUUGUCCUUUCUAACAAUAAAUGCCUCUGUGUUUAAGCUCCACAGGUCUCCUGGCUGGCUCUCAGGCUGUCAAGUCAUGGAGGACAUUUAGAGCCCUGUUCACAAUUUUAUUAGCCCAGAGUCAGGAACCUGAGUGUGACCACCUUCCUUAAUUCAGAUAAGCAGCCCAUCCUCAGCUGUCUUCAGAGCCACCCGAAUGCUCCUGUGACUGGGGCAAGGCUGCCAAAGAGAAAACUCCUCAUUCAGUUUUUGGCCAUGGGACUUGGUUUAUCGUUGAAGCAGCUCCCACAGGAGGAGGCAGAGACCUAGGUUUCCACCUGACACACUCAGAUGGUCUUUCCUCAGUGCACGGGAAUGACAGGCUCUCAUGGACCGAUACUAACCAAACCCACAGGAAAUUGACACAUAAACUAGAUAUAUGUUUUUUUUUGAGACAGUUUUGCUCUUGUUGCUCAGGCUGGAGUCCAGUGGCAUGGUCUCAGCUCACUGCAACCUUCACCUCCCAGGUUCAAGUGAUUCUCCUGCCUCAGGGUCUCAAGUAGCUGGGAUUACAGGCACCCACCACCACACUCAGCUAAUUUUUAUAUUUUUAGUAGAGAUGAGGUUUCACCAUGUUGGCCAAGCUGGUCUCAGACUCCUAAUCUCAGGUGGUCUGCCUGCCUCAGCCUCCCAAAGUGUUGGAAUUACAGGCGUGAGCCACCAGGACCAGCCAAUACAAAUUUGUAACCCUUAAAUAGAAAAUCGAUCCUGCUCGUGCCAUGUACUACUUGUAAUCAGCACAUCAGUUAACCUUGCUAAGCUUCUGUUUCUUUAUAAAUAGAACUGCUGUGGAGAUGAAAUAAUACACGUAAACUUUUGCUGUGUGCCAUGCAGGCACAUGGCAAAUACCCCGGAAAUGCUAGCUGAGCUUUUUAAUUUAACUGCUCCUAAGACCUGGGCUACAAGGGAACCGCUUCCUAAUGUAUCAGGAGAUAAAAUUGAGGGACGUGGUUGAACAUAACUCAUCACCAUUCAGAUGCCUGCUGCAGCCAUAUGACAUAGUCUCAACCCCAGUUUACAGAUGAGAAAGCUGAGUCAGAGGUGACAAGCAAUUUCACCCAAGUAACAUGCUGAAGAGGCAGCAGAGCAGGGUAGUUCAGACUUGUGAUUCCAGAGUCAGUGAUGCUACCUGCCCGAAGUUAUGUAUCAGAACGUUUCUCAUUGAGCCUAAAAUUAAUGCCAAAGCAACUUGAUAUUCUCAAAGCGAAACUCAGUGAUUCCCCUUCUUCUUUUACAGUAUAAAGAACCAAGGCAAAAGGAAUAUUCAAUAUAGAAAUGUAAAUUGUGGGCCAGGCAUGGUGGGUCAUGCCUGUAAUGCCAGCACUUUGGGAGGCCAAGAUGGGUGGAUCACGAAGUCAGGAGUUCGAGACCAGCCUGGCCAACAUGGUGAAACCCUGUCUCUACUAAAAAUACAAAAUUAGUCGAGCAUGUUGGUAGGUGCCUGUAAUCCCAGCUACUCGGGAGGCUGAGGCAGAGAAUUGCUUGAAACUAGAACAGUGAGACAAGAUCACACCAUUGCACUCCAGGCUGGAGGAAAGAGCAAAACUCCAUCUCCAAAAAAAAAAAAAAAAGUAAA